Centruroides sculpturatus (bark scorpion) is the source of this 405-nucleotide messenger RNA. RefSeq lists its product as uncharacterized. Bases 1 to 405 code for a protein of 134 amino acids. Lineage: Eukaryota; Metazoa; Arthropoda; Arachnida; Scorpiones; Buthidae. The record is from RefSeq and is a predicted model, not a curated record. The transcript has a single exon.
AUGGAUUCUCUAAAAUCUAAAACAUCAAAUAUACCACCAAGAGUUGUCAGCUUCCCCAAUCAACAAGCCUACCUUAUUGUUCAUGCUAUGGGAGAAACACCUUUGUCUAAAUGUUCUUAUUUUUUAAUUCAGAAACUUUUUGAAUCAACUAUUGGGCACCUUAAAAAAAUCCAAAAAUUGAGGUCAGGAGAUCUCGUAGAAACAGCCUCCUCUCAACAGUCAGAAAAACUUUUGAAAAUGAAGUCUCUAGGAGAUAUACAAGUCACUAUCACACCACACACAAGUUUGAACUUAUCGUGUGGUGUGAUAUCUGAAAUUGAUCUGAUGUCUGAGGAAGAAUCAGGUGUUCAGAUCAGCCUUUCAAAUCAAGGAGUUACUGCUGUACGAUGCAUCUCCAUUCAUUGA